AUGGCUCUUGGUGUCCUUCUGCCAACGAUCCGGCCAUCAGCUUCGAAGCUACUACAAACAGUUCGAUUAUCUCUGUGCCAAACUCGACGUCAGAAUGCUACUAGCUCAAAUACACCGUCUGCACCUGCGGACACUAUCUCAACAGAUGCAGUCAUCAAGAACAUUAGUGCAAAAGACCGAGAAACCUUACAAUGGCAGCGGAAUAUCGGUAUCAGCGCUCAUAUCGACUCCGGCAAGACGACUUUCACAGAACGUGUGCUCUUCUACACAGGCCGCAUAAAAGACAUCCACGAAGUUCGAGGCAAGGAUAAUGUCGGAGCAAAGAUGGAUCAUAUGGACCUCGAGCGGGAAAAGGGAAUUACCAUUCAAUCAGCCGCGACCUAUUGCGACUGGCUCAAGAAAGAAAACGGCGUCGAGCGAGCUUACCACAUCAACAUUAUCGACACACCUGGCCAUAUCGAUUUCACGAUAGAAGUUGAGCGUGCACUACGUGUGCUUGACGGCGCAGUCCUCGUUCUAUGCGCAGUGUCCGGAGUACAGAGUCAGACAAUCACAGUUGAUAGGCAGAUGCGGCGAUACAACGUUCCUCGUGUAUCAUUCAUCAAUAAGAUGGACAGGAUAGGAGCUAAUCCGUGGAAGGUUGUUGACCAAAUCAACCAGAAGCUGCGAAUCCCUGCUGCUGCUCUACAAAUUCCGAUCGGCGCAGAAGAUGAAUUCAAGGGCGUCGUUGACUUGCUCCGGAUGAAAGCCAUCUACAACGAGGGUCCUCGCGGCAUUAACCUUCGUGAAGAGGAUUGUCCUGCUGAACUUCUUGACUUUGCGAAUGAGAAGCGAGCACUGCUGACCGAGACGCUUGCUGAUGUCGACGAUGAAAUCGCUGAAAUUUAUCUCAACGAGGAGAAACCGACCGAGUCACAGCUAUCUGAAGGGAUUCGACGUGCGACUAUCGAUCGCAAGUUUACACCUGUCUUGCUCGGUUCAGCACUGGCCGAUACUGGCAUCCAGAAUGUGCUUGAUGCUGUUUGCAAUUAUCUGCCGACUCCAGCCGAGGUGACCAACGUGGCGCUGGACUUGAAUCGUUCAGAAUCCCAAGUGCAGUUGCUGCCAUACAGUGAGAUGCCUUUUGUUGGGCUAGCGUUCAAGCUUGAAGAAGGCAAAUACGGUCAGUUGACGUACAUUCGUGUCUAUCAAGGCACGUUGAAAAAGGGCAGCAUGAUCACAAACGUCAAGACUGGCAAGAAAAUCAAGGUCCCCCGCCUUGUCAGAAUGCACUCUGCAGACAUGGAGGACGUGGACGCCGUCGGCUCGGGCGAAAUUUGUGCCAUGUUUGGAAUCGAUUGUUCUUCUGGUGACACAUUUACUGAUGGCCAGCUAUCGUAUUCGCUGACAACGAUGUUUGUGCCGGAGCCGGUGAUCUCACUCUCUUUGAAACCAAAGGGCAAGGAGACGGCCAACUUCAGCAAGGCCCUCAAUCGCUUCCAAAAGGAAGAUCCGACAUUCCGCGUCCACGUUGAUGACGAAUCAAAAGAGACCAUCAUCUCAGGUAUGGGAGAGCUUCACUUGGAGAUCUACGUUGAGCGCAUGCGUAGAGAGUAUCACGUCGACUGUACAACUGGCCAACCGCGUGUUGCGUUCCGCGAGACUAUUUCUGAGCGUGCUGAUUUCAGCUAUGUCCACAAGAAGCAAUCCGGUGGUGCUGGUCAGUACGCGAAAGUUGAAGGUUUCAUCGAGCCCAUGGAGGCGACUGAUGGUCCUAAUGGAGGAAAAAUUGAUGUUGAGUUCGAGAACCGCGUCACGGGUGGCAACAUUCCCAACGGCUUCAUCACUGCUUGCCAAAAGGGUUUCAUGGACGGAAUUGAGAAAGGCUUCUUGCUUGGCCAUCGCAUCAACGGGUGCAGACUCGUCCUUGAAGAUGGUGCAGCACACGCUGUAGACUCUUCGGAGCUGGCGUUCAGACUCGCCACUGUCAAUGCUUUCAAGGAAGCCUUCAGCAAGUCACGGCCACAAAUUCUCGAACCAAUUAUGGACGUGAAUGUGACGGCGCCAAAUGAAUUCCAGGGCGCUGUUGUUGGUGGGUUGAACAAGCGUAAAGCCACCAUCAUCGACACUGAGAUAGGUGCCGACGAAUUCACAAUCAAGGCCGAAGUGUCGCUUAAUUCAAUGUUCGGGUAUUCCACAUCCAUUCGGCAAGAGACACAGGGCAAAGGUGAAUUUAGUAUGGAAUACUUGAAGCACUCAGCUGUGCCCACCUACGUGCAACAGGAGCUCAUUGCGGAACAUUUGAAGAAGCUCAAGAUCAAGGCCUAG
Messenger RNA from Protomyces lactucae-debilis, 2307 nucleotides. Its product is annotated as P-loop containing nucleoside triphosphate hydrolase protein. Bases 1 to 2307 code for a protein of 768 amino acids. Gene Ontology annotation, biological process: mitochondrial translational elongation. The record is from RefSeq and is a predicted model, not a curated record. The transcript has a single exon. Lineage: Eukaryota; Fungi; Ascomycota; Taphrinomycetes; Taphrinales; Protomycetaceae. Gene Ontology annotation, cellular component: mitochondrion. Gene Ontology annotation, molecular function: translation elongation factor activity; GTP binding; GTPase activity.